ACAAGACGAACAAACUUCUCCAAAAAUAAUUAAUAAUAAUAAUAGAUAAAAACAUAAUAACAAAAAGGAAAAAUUUUCAUGCGAAGCUCGCAAAAGCUCAGAGACCGCCCUUCGAUUCUUCCGGAUCAACCCUAUUCUCUCUCUCUCUCUCUCUUCUUUGAGAAGCUAUAAUGGCGGACCAGAGCUUCAAUCUCCUCCACACUCUCGAGCCUAGAAGGGAUUCCUAUGGAUUCGCUUUGAGACCGCAGCACGCACAAAGAUAUAGAGAGUACGCUAAUAUCUACAAGGAAGAGGAAGAGGAAAGAUCAGAUAAGUGGAAGAGCUUCCUUGAACAGUUGGGAAGGUAUACUCAACCUUGCUACUCUGGGAGAGAGCAUAAAGAGGCUUUACGGGCAGAAGUAACCGAGCAGAAAGUCGAAAUAAAUUCAGAGAGGCUUGAGGAAGGGGAUGACACGAGCAUUAGACAAUCUAUUACCGAUGGUCUAUCAGAAAGUGAUCCCAAAAAGGAGGUACAGCUUUCAAAGGAAACAAAAGCCAGUAAGGUGCAAACAUGGGCUCAAAUUAGAUCAUGCCUUGGUGCGAUAGAGAAUAUAAUGAGCUCUCAAGUUAAGAAGAGGAAAAAUAUGAAAGAUGAAGCGAUAGGCAUGGGAGAAAACCAUCUUCAGUUGAUAGAAAAGAUGGGAUCUCCAAAAGCUUUUGAUGACUUGGAGGAAGAGGUCUUUAUAAAUGAUGUUUUAGAUGAAAGUGUGAAUGCCUCCAUUGCAGAAAAUUCAGAGAAGGAUGGAACCUCCAAGAGUGCAGAUACCACUGAGGUAGAGGAGAAUUUGGGAAUUGGUGUCUCUCAAAAAGAUGUUGAUGAAGGGUUUCAUGUAGAGCCUUUCUUUUCUUGGAAAGAAGAAUUGGAGUGCCUCGUCCGAGGAGGAGUGCCAAAGGAUCUCAGAGGAGAGGUAUGGCAAGCUUUUGUAGGUGUGAAGGCUAGGCGGGUAGAGAGAUAUUACCAUGAUUUGCUAGCACAAGAAAGAAACACUAGUGAAAGUAAGGAUGGUGACAAAUUUUCUGGUGCAGCCAGCAAAUGGAAAAGGCAGAUUGAGAAGGACAUACCUCGUACAUUUCCAGGUCAUCCUGCUUUGGAUGACAAUGGUAGAAAUUCUUUGAGACGUUUGCUUUUAGCUUAUGCUCGACAUAACCCCUCUGUUGGGUACUGCCAGGCAAUGAAUUUCUUUGCAGGAUUGUUGCUACUCUUGAUGCCUGAGGAAAAUGCCUUCUGGACUUUGGUGGGUAUAUUGGAUGACUACUUCAAUGGCUACUUCACUGAGGAAAUGAUAGAAUCUCAGGUGGACCAACUUGUCUUUGAGGAUUUGAUGAGGGAAAGGUUUCCAAAAUUGGUUAAUCAUCUAGAUUACUUGGGAGUGCAGGUGGCAUGGAUCUCUGGACCUUGGUUUCUUUCCAUUUUUGUGAAUAUGCUUCCUUGGGAAAGUGUUCUCCGAGUUUGGGAUGUACUUCUUUAUGACGGGAACUGUGUUAUGCUAUUCCGGACAGCACUAGCGUUGAUGGAGUUAUAUGGCCCUGCAUUAGUUACAACUAAAGAUGUGGGAGAUGCUACUACUUUGCUGCAGUCCCUUGCAGGCUCGACAUUUGAUAGCAGCCAACUUGUUUUGACUGCUUGCAUGGGUUUUCUGGCUGUAACUGAAUCCAGGUUGCAAGGCUUGAGAGAAAAGCAUCGCCCAGCUGUACUUGCAGUAGUUGAGGAAAGAUCAAAAAAUGGUCGUGUUUGGAAGGAUUCCAAGGGGCUCGCCACUAAGUUGUAUAGUUUUAAGCAUGAUCCUGGAUCACUAAUAGAAGAGAAAAAGACUACUGAAGGAAGUGAGAAGCUUCCAAAGGGAGAUAAAUCUCAUUUAGAGCAUCGUUCCUCUAACGUCAAGGAUUUGCUUGAUCACUUAGCUGUAGAUCCAGAAGUAGAUUCUUUGCCAGAUCUUCAAGAACAGGUUGUCUGGUUGAAGGUUGAACUAUGCAGGUUGCUGGAGGAGAAAAGAUCUGCUGUACUCAGAGCUGAGGAGUUGGAGACGGCACUAAUAGAGAUGGUCAAGCAAGAUAAUCGACGGCAAUUGAGUGCAAGGGUUGAGCAAUUAGAGAGAGAAGUGAGCGCGCUACAUCAGGCCCUUUCCGAUAAGAAAGAACAAGAAGCUGCAAUGCUUAAGGUCUUGAUGAGGAUUGAGCAAGAGCUGAAGGUAACUGAAGAUGCUCGAUUAAGUGCAGAGCAGGAUGCAGCUGCUCAGAAAUAUGCAGUAUAUGUGCUUCAGGAAAAGUAUGAGAAGGCUACGGCUUCACUUGCUGAGAUGGAGAAGAGAGUGGUUAUGGCAGAAUCAAUGUUGGAGGCUACACUGCAAUACCAAUCUGGCCAAGUCACAGCACAGUCUUCUCCACGGGCUGCACGUAAUCAAGGAUCAACUCAGGAGAGCACAAGGAAGACAGGUCUUCUGCCUUUUGGACUUGGUUGGCGCGACAGAAAUAAGGGCAAACCAACUAAUUCCGAAGAGCCCAGUGAAAGUAAAACCACAAAUGAGCUAAUAGAUCUAAGCACUCAACAGAAGAAAACAAGUGAACAAGAACAGUAAUGGUGUAGUGUAGAAGAGAGAUGGCUUCAGUACCUUGCAUUUUUAUCAUUGCCAACUUGAUUGUAGAUAUGCAUACAACUUGGCCUAGGAAACAAACAACAAUGUACCAUUUAGAACUUACAUUCUAGUCCCUGGAUUUCAGAAAAUUCUUUCUGUGUAUUCAA
Messenger RNA from Morus notabilis, 2779 nucleotides. RefSeq names its product TBC1 domain family member 8B. NCBI's taxonomy places the organism in Eukaryota, Viridiplantae, Streptophyta, Magnoliopsida, Rosales, Moraceae. The record is from RefSeq and is a predicted model, not a curated record. Bases 171 to 2615 code for a protein of 814 amino acids. The transcript has 19 exons.